GAGAAAGCUACUACUGUUACCUCUUCAUCAAAAAUCCAGCGACAAAGGCGACAGAAGCAAUACGGAGUUUUUCUAAAAACCGUAAUUAUCUACUAACUUAAAGUGUGGUACACUUCAAGAUAAAGAUUAUGCGGCUUUUGUGCGAGACCAGACCACCCGGGCGUUGGCAGCGCCCUUAGUUUUAUUUAGGCCCUGUGAAAAUAAGUAGUAGAUGAAGAUGAACGAAGUAUAAAAUAAUCAGCCACUAACACUAGACCUACACCACGGCGCUGAAAAAAUGUCAGCCUUUAUGUCUACCAAGCGGGAGACCGCUAAGUCCUCAUCCCACAUGCACGAUACCAUGAAGGAGAAAAACGCGCGCGCACAGGAACUCCGAAAGAAGCUGAACAUGUCCGCUGCCGACCAAAAAAAGCUCCAGCAGGAAAAGCAACAGGCCGCUCUGGCGCAAAACGUGAUCACCAAGGACCACAAGUUCACGAAAAUCGACUACUUCAAGGGGAUAUACGGCUUCCUGGAUCCGGACUUCCCGUCAGUGGUGUCCUACAUGUCGGACCUCGAUCUUGUCCGACGCGACUACCCGUCCGCAACGGCCGCCAUGCUCCAGGCAGAGUAUCCUGAGUAAAAACGUACCCACACCAGAGUCAGGAUGAGGAUUUUGCAACACAAACCUAGGAGUUUUGUGAGUCACGCAUGACAAGUUGCGCUAUGCAGUGUAGUGCCGGUUAGCAAGUGCAGCCGCAUCACAGAUUCAUCUGCUCAUCCUGUUCACAGCAUCACAAAUUCCAAAACACGAUUGGAAAUGGCUCAUCUCAUGGGGAUGCGCAUUACAAGUCUUCCUGUCUUUGCAAAUCUGCAUUACAACUCUGGCGUGGGUACGUUUUUACUCAGGAUACAGAGCUGGAGUGCUUCACCUGCGAUAAGAGUCUCUGCGGCCGGUUCGGAGUGACCCGCAACCCCGAAAUAUCCUGCGUAUACAGAAAAACGUAUAGCAGCAGGAGCCAUUUUUAUAGCGAAACAGAGCGAUGUGACAUUUGUGAGUUCUUGCGCAUGUUGACCCAAACCCUGAAUCCUCAGUCGCAUAGUGGUCAACAUCUUGCUUAAUAGUGAAUACGGGGACGCUGGCUGCAUGUAGUCAACGCAUCCACUUCCUUGGCCUGCUGCUGUGUUGAAGAUGAUGAUGAACAGUUUCCGAACUACACAGGAAGUGCUGUUGCAUCCGACCAGCACUCGUCCUGCGUCUGGAGGGCAUCUUGUGUUUCUGUUUCAAUGAAACAGCAUAGUAUUAGUUCGAUGUUUCAUGCAGAUUUGCAUGACAUUGACAAGCAACUUUUCUGGAACCACGCUCCUGCUGGGUCGUGCGUUUUCGUUUUUCAAAAUCAUAGGUAUACGAGGAGGAUUUCCCGGACUCGGUGGCAGAGAUGCGGAAGGAGUACAACGAGCUGAUGCAGGACCGAGGGAUCACGAACGACAGCAGUCUCGAUAUCCAUCGCAAAUCAUAUGUCUGGGUCUGGAAACUUGUGAUGCAACUGCUCCCUGAACAAUUAAGUGCUCUGUAAUUGGCCGCCAAGCAUGACAAGUUUUUUCGUGCUUCUGCGAUGCGUAUUUCGCAUGAGAAACUGCGCUUUUGCAUGACAGGCAAGAGGACCCUUACCCUUUGGUGGCCACGCAAUACAGAGUGCAGAGCCAACAUGCCAGACUAGCAUGACAAUUUUACAGACCCAGACAUAUUUUCGCUUGAUACUCGACAAGAUCCGGCAGAACGAAAUCCUGAAGCAGCGCCAGCAGACCUGGGUCAGCAAGCGGUUACUGAUCUGCGACAAAGUCCAGCGGGACAAGUUUCACCGGAGCAAGGACCUGCAGAAGUCGCUGCUCGAAACGGGGGAGCGGUUGCUCCAGUACGAGAACACCUUUUACGACAUUUACUGGGGAACGGUGGACGGCAAGGGCCAGAAUCAGAUGGGCAGAAUUCUGGCGGACAUCAGGCAGAGCUACAACAAGAGCGCGGACGGGGCGGUGGCUUUGGACGAGUGGCUUUUCCGGUGCUUAGACCUGGUCGAUGUCGACGACAGAAAGCUGUACAGUACCGUGGUACGGGUAAAUUUGCAAGAGGUCAAGGAAAACGAGGUGGUGAGUGACUACUUCUUGGAUCCCUGCGAGCGGCUUAUGACUUUCGUCGGCAGGCAGCCAGACGCGUGCCAAAUCCUGCCGCAGCAUCCAAGUGCGACGCUUAUUCAUUUUUGUUGGCGUUUUUUUAUUGGAAGCUCCCGCGAAAAAAAAAAAACGAACAAACUUCCAUUCGUACCUACGAAACGUUUUUUCAGACAAUAUCAAACAAGCCGCAGAUUCAUUUAAACUGCGCAAAAAUUAUAGAACACGCCGCAUGCACGGCCACGGAUAUCGAUAGGCCAUAAUAUCGUCCUUCCUUGUCAGGUACCUCGCGCCGGCAUGCGGUUUUCGCGUACACAAAGGCAGGGUUCGGCCUCACGGACCUGUUCAGCAAAGCCGGAUGCAAGGUGAACAAACAGAAGCUCGGGCCCGGCGAAUUUUUCGUCCCGUUGAAGGAGAACGACGAGGUGCAGAUCGGGGAAUCCUAUCCAGUGAAAAAACGCGCACGCCUCGUACUAGUCGAGCUUGGGACUGCUACACAAGUCAACAAGUUUUUGCCGUUGCGCAUGACAAACUUGGACGCGCUGUCGCAUGGUCGCGGUUACGUUUAGCUAGUAGUUAGAGAAAGUGCACCCGUGUCACAAAUCGAUCACCUUAUGAUUCUUGUGAUAGCAUGACGAUGACGAGUUCCAAAAACCACGAGAAAAUCAAAAUUCUCCUGAAAGAGCUGCGCAUGAGUAACUACUUACUUACAUCCUGGCCAUGCAUUAUGUGCUUGUAUGACAAAAAAGAACUGGGGUGUGAGUGCGGUUUUUACACAGGAUAGAUCGACCCGAGUAUUCAAGGUAAAGUUCGACCAUAAGGGCACCAGAAGGUUUCUGGAAGACAAACAGCGGGAGCUUCUCCACGAGGCCAAAGACGAGUUUGGCACCGCGCAACACUUGUCGGACCAGGCGAUAAAAGACACGCAAGUCCAACUUUUCGUCGGCGGACUGGACUUUGCGGUUUCGAGGUCUCAGCUCCUACAGACGUUCAAAUCCGAGCUGGAACUGCAGCACAACGUGCCCUUUCGAGAGAACGCCGUGGUCGAAAUCCGCGUGCCGCAAGAAAAUAACAGCAAGAAUUCCGGCGGCAAAAAAGGCGGAAACACAGAGAUAAAUGACGGCAGGACGGCCGAAGAAAUCUUGGACAUCGAGAACAACCCAAAGGCCACCCGCGGUUUUGCGUUUGUGGUGAUGAAAAACAAGGAACUGGCGGACAAAGCCGUUCUGGCGCUGAACGGCUUCAAUUUGGAGGGCCGAAAAUUGAACGUGCGUUUGUCCAACGCCGGCGGAGUCGUAGGCGGUAAGUCUUCGUCUUCGAAAGGAGACGGCAAAGGCAACUCUAAAGGAAAGGACAAGAACAACCCAAACAGCAUUGCCUUGGGCGCGGGCAAGAAAGGCGGCAAGGAACAAACCAAUGGCUCUGCGGCCUACUACAUGGACAAUUUUGUCACGGUGCAGCCGUACGGAAAGGGUGUUUUGGACAAAGACCACCAAUACCACCAACAGCAGGCGCUGAACCAAAAUCACCCCAUCAUCGAGUCCUACCGGCCGCCGCGAUCCGAAAACGCCGCGGUCGCACACCGAAUUGUGCAGCACACCAACUCGGCGAACGAAGUGCUGAAAAGAAAGCGCGAUAGCCUGGAAGAUGAGGAUGAACGUGAGGGGAGAACAAGACCAAGACGAGGAGAUGAGACGUCGAAAAAGCAUCAUCGGGAGGGAGACAGUGACUCCGACUCCUCCUCAAAUUCCAGGUCAAAAUCGCCGAAAGCGGUGAAGAAGCACAAAAAGGAAAAGAAAUCCAAGAAGGAGGUGUUGAAGAAGCAAAGAAAAAAGGACAAGAAAGAAAUGAAAAAGCUAAAAAAGGAGGAGAAAAAAUUAAUGAAAAAAGAACGCAAGGAACGAAAAAAAGCGAAGAAAAAAGCCGACUUGGAAGCUAGGAGCAGCAGCGACGAAUCGAGCGACGAGGACGGAGGUGCGUCCAGUAGCGGCAGUGAUUGACAUUUUUGAAGAUGACACAUAUAUGGAAUCCAUUUCAUCGCAUUGCGCUUGCGCACUAGGACGACACACACCAACAUCUUUAAAAGAUGCUCAGGCUCUUUAGAAGAUAGCAAGUGGCUGUGGGCUUGCUACUAUCCUCUCGU
This is a messenger RNA of Amoebophrya sp. A120, 4291 nucleotides long. Lineage: Eukaryota; Dinophyceae; Syndiniales; Amoebophryaceae. The record is from the annotation of a GenBank genome assembly.